AUAAAAGAACGCAUUUUGCUAUAGUGUCUGUAUCCUCCGGUUUCCUCUUGUUGCAAUGGUGCAGUCGUGCUCGGCGUAUGGAUGUAAAAACCGAUAUCAUAAAGAUAAGAACGUUUCGUUUCACAAAUUUCCGCUGGCGAGGCCGGACAUCUGUGGAAAAUGGGUAGCUGCGAUAAAGAGAAGCAACUUCAAGCCGACAAAGUACAGCAACAUCUGCUCACAGCACUUUACCAAAGACUGCUUCAAACUGGAAUGCAACAACCGGGUGCUGAAGGAGAACGCUGUACCUUCCCUUUUCAGUUUUGAUUCGUCAAAAAUAAAGGCUGAACCACUAGAAGAAGCUUUGACUCCAGAGACGGACUUCAAUCCGACUUUACCCAGUGUGCACACACCAGAGGAACCAGAGGUGGCUCUGCAACCCCAAAAUCCAGAACCCUCGACUCCCGUUUCAACCUCUAGUCCUGCUCAGUCUCCGCCCGCUGCCGUGAGAGACGAGGACCGGGAGCUGCGACUCGGCGCCUUCGUUUCCUGCGAUCACAACUACACGGUGGAGGACAGCGUGCAGCAGAAAAAGCGUGUGGAGCAGCUGGAGGAGAAGCUGAGGAAGCUGCGCAGGAAGCUGAAGACGCUGCGGCAGAAGUGCAGGCGACAGGAGAGGCAGCUGCAACGCUACAGAUCCACGGAGGAGCUCUACAAGUGUGGGCAGAGCCUGGAACUCGGCAAAAGCUACGUCGUCCUGCCCAGCGGACUGCUCACCACGCUGAAAGAAAGGCACACCGCCACUGGGUUGUGAAAUUUAGAAAAGACUUUUAUGUAGACAGACAUGUGGAAUAGACAAUCUGUUACACUUACCCACCACUGCUGAGAUCUGGGUUCAAGUCUCAGCGGUGUUAUCGAUCUGCUGGGCAUCUACACAGACCUAAUUGGCUAGAUCUGGGGGAAGGGGAAGUGGCCGAAACCCUGCGAUAGAUUUGCACUCUGUCCAUGUUUUCCUGCCUGAUGUUUCCUGGCGGAACCUGGUCUGCCGCAACCCUGACCAGGAUAAAGGGGUUAAUGAAAAUAAAAUGUUUUCUGAACUGAUAUAAUUGAACUGAUAUAUUUCACAUACUGUAUAUUUUUUAUAUAAUUUAUCAUGACUCCCCCGUUUUACAGCCACACAGGUUGCACAGUUAGACGUAACGUGUUGUCAUGUACAAAUAGUCCAAAGAUUUUUUUUGCCAUGUCACCCAAUCCUACCACCAUGUUAGUUCACACAUCCUAAUAUUGUAUUUUUCACAGUUAUAUUUACAUUUUUAUUUUUAUAUUAUCAUCAAACUGGUCCAAAACAGAGGUGUGAAUGGAUUGCGUCCCAUUCUUCUGCUGCUUGUCUCCUGUUUCGUCUUGCUCUGACCUGCUUUUGCUUUAUGUGUUAUGCAUCCAGCUUCUA
Messenger RNA from Trichomycterus rosablanca, 1426 nucleotides. RefSeq names its product THAP domain containing, apoptosis associated protein 1 (gene thap1). The record is from RefSeq and is a predicted model, not a curated record. The transcript is spliced from 3 exons. The coding region runs from base 56 to 793 and encodes 245 amino acids. Gene Ontology annotation, molecular function: sequence-specific DNA binding. NCBI's taxonomy places the organism in Eukaryota, Metazoa, Chordata, Actinopteri, Siluriformes, Trichomycteridae.